AUGGAAUUCCCCAAUCUCGGUGAGAAUUGCUCAGUGUCAACUUGUCGAAUGCUUGACUUCUUACCCCUUCGGUGCUCGGGGUGUCACGGUGUUUUCUGCAAGGACCACUAUCUAUAUGAUAACCACAACUGUAAAAGUCCUGACAUUAAAAACAAACAGGUCCCAGUUUGUCCUUUAUGCGGAGCGAUUGUUCCUUUAAGACCGGGGGAACUUCCUGAUGUACAGGUAGGAAAUCAUAUAGAUGCAGCUUGCCGCUCAAAACCAGCUUUAGAGUUAAAAGGAAAACUAUUUAGCAAUGCAUGUUGUAUGCCUCGUUGUAAAAAGAAAGAACUUGUACCUUUCACUUGUGAUCGAUGCAAAUUGAAUUUCUGUGUCUCACAUCGUAAUGAAUUAGAUCAUGCGUGUAAAGGAUUUCAGGGGAAUCAGAAUAGUUCAAGAAAAUUGUCAGCUGCUGGUGCAGCAGCUAUACACAGAGCUGUUUUUAACAGUUUCAAUAAUAGCAAUAAUGCAUCUUCAAAGGGAGCAUCAUCGACAAACAAAUUCCAGUCCGGCACUACAUCUUUCGAUGAGAAUUCACAUAAAAAACUACAAGAAGAAGAAGACUUUCAACUAGCAUUGGCUUUGUCUGCUUCACUUUCUAAUGAAUCGCCUUUACAAUCGUCGAGAUCAACGCCUAAUAAUACCUCCCAGAAAUCUCCAUCAUGUUCUAUUUCCUGA
This is a messenger RNA of Trichobilharzia szidati, 717 nucleotides long. NCBI's taxonomy places the organism in Eukaryota, Metazoa, Platyhelminthes, Trematoda, Strigeidida, Schistosomatidae. The record is from the annotation of a GenBank genome assembly.